This is a messenger RNA of Pieris macdunnoughi, 381 nucleotides long. NCBI's taxonomy places the organism in Eukaryota, Metazoa, Arthropoda, Insecta, Lepidoptera, Pieridae. The record is from the annotation of a GenBank genome assembly.
AUGUCCGCAUUUCUCACCGCAUUUAUAUGUGCCAUAGUAUUGGCUGUCAUCGUAAUAAUAUUCAUCGCAUAUUGCAUGUUCUGCAAUGAAAGGCAUAAAUCGGAACGUUUUCAAUUUGACAUAACAGAUAUACGCCGGACCAAUAUAGAAAUUGCUCAAAAGCACGAACAGAAGACUAAAGAGGUCUCUGGUGUGUUUGUUUUAGCACGGAAGAAGCAUAGAGAGGACUACAGUUAUCACAAAAGACCAGACUACCCAGAAGGGCCAGUGACAAUAAUUGAGCCAAGGACAGAUAAAUUAAUAGAAAUCUUAAACGAUUCUGGAUCUGAGAGUCGUAAUUGUGUCGAAUUCGACGAUGUGCCAUACCACAGUGAAGUUUAA